This is a messenger RNA of Colletotrichum destructivum, 367 nucleotides long. RefSeq lists its product as uncharacterized. The record is from RefSeq and is a predicted model, not a curated record. NCBI's taxonomy places the organism in Eukaryota, Fungi, Ascomycota, Sordariomycetes, Glomerellales, Glomerellaceae. The transcript is spliced from 2 exons. Bases 101 to 310 code for a protein of 69 amino acids.
CUUCAAUUUCAAUCGAGCGGCGGGCGCCAAUGCUUGCUUUGCAAAGGCUUCACUUUAGUUAUCCCUUGAGCUGAGACAACGUGGGCCAGGGGAUCGACCAAUGACUGUAACUCUCUCGACUUGGCGCCAACCCCGAUGGUUUCAGGAGAUACACUGCCCCGGCCUUGAACGGCUUCCACCACCGUGCCAUGGCGCAUUAGUGCCGCGUGAAAACCACGAGUUUGCGGGUGCCGGGCUAGGUUACAAGUCAACAUGGGCAACUGUGCAAAUUGACAUGGCGCGCGCUUCCCUCAAAUUGGCGCAUCAGUGACAGGCGUCUCACUAGAUCUAGACAACUUACACAAAUACAUACUCCAUGUGGAGGGCC